Megalobrama amblycephala (Wuchang bream) is the source of this 4526-nucleotide messenger RNA. RefSeq lists its product as uncharacterized. Gene Ontology annotation, cellular component: external side of plasma membrane. Bases 182 to 3304 code for a protein of 1040 amino acids. NCBI's taxonomy places the organism in Eukaryota, Metazoa, Chordata, Actinopteri, Cypriniformes, Xenocyprididae. The transcript is spliced from 20 exons. Gene Ontology annotation, biological process: positive regulation of T cell proliferation; immune response; cell surface receptor signaling pathway. The record is from RefSeq and is a predicted model, not a curated record.
UCCUGAUCAUCUGACUCCACGCAGCCGACCGUUUAAAAUUGAAAGUAAAGAAUAAGUGAAAGUAAAACUGUUCCGCGGACAUUUCACGAACAUGAUCGAGCUCCCGUCAGAGGAACAUUUAUAUUUGUGAUUAUUUAUAGCUGAAGGACAUAAUCGUUUUGGUGUAAUGUAGCAUUUGAAGAUGCUCCAGACGAACUGUGUUUUGGUGUCAGUCCUGCUGAUGAUCGCUGAUGGAUUCGUUGUGCGCGGUCCCUCUGGUCCUGUGGUUGCUCCUCUGGGAUCUUCAGUGGUUCUGCCCUGUUAUGUUGAUGAACCUUUAUUAAUGGAGGAUCUGGAGGUGGAAUGGAGAAGAAGAGACUCAGGGACUUUAGUUCAUCUGUUUCAAGAUGGUGAGAGUCAACCAGAGUCCCAGCAGAAGGAUUAUCAAGAUAGAGCUCAUUUCUUUACUGAUCACAUUAAAGAUGGAAACUUCUCCCUCCGUCUGGACAAUCUGAGAGCUGAAGAUGAAGGAGAAUACACAUGUACGGUUCACCGUCAGCAGGAGUCUGGAGAGACUGUGGUUCAAAUUAAAGAUGUUGAGCGUUUGCUGGUCUCAGGAUCGGAUCGGUCCAUAUCUGUGUCUGUGGGUGAAGACGUCACUCUGAACUGCUCUGUAGACUCUCACAUCACUCCUGAAGACUUUGAACAGGUUUCAUGGAAGAAAACUGAUGAAGAUGAAGAAAUUCUGGUUCUGCUCUACCAAGACAAUGAGGCUUUACCAGAGUCAUCACAUGAGCGAUACAGAGACAGAGUUGAGUUCUUCACUGCUGAAAUCCCCAAAGGAAACUUCUCUGUCCGACUGAAGAGCGUCAGAACUGAGGAUAAAGGAGUUUAUAUGUGUCAAGUGUUUGCUGGAGGAGCUUCAGCCAAUGCAACUGUUGUGCUGGACAGACUGGGUUUCUCUGCUCUACACAUAAUGGUGAUGAUCCUCUGUAUGUCUGCGUCUGGAUCUGCUCUUCUGCUCUGCUGUCUGAUCUACUGCAGAUCAACUACUAAAGGUUUGAUUGUGCAAAAUGAUUGUAACCUGUUUUUCAAUCUGGGAGGUUCAGUGGUUUUGCACUGUCAUGUUCCUCCAAACUUACUAACUGAGGAUCUGAAGGUGGAAUGGAGAAAAAAAGACUUAAAGGAUCUGGUUCAUCUGUAUGAAGAUGGUGAGAGUCGACCAGAGAAACAGCACAAGGAUUAUCAAGAUAGAGCUCAUUUCUUUACUGAACACAUUAAACAAGGAAACUUCUCCCUCCGUCUGGACAAUCUGAAAGCUGAAGAUAAAGGAGAAUACACAUGUACAGUUCACAGCAAGAGGGAUUGUGUGUUUUCAGCCAAAACAAAUUUGGCUCUGGAGUUCUAUAUGUCUGGUGAUUUCAUUCCUCUGGGAUCUUCAGUGGUUUUGCCCUGUCAGAUUGACAAAAGCUUGUUGCAGAGCAGUCUGAAGGUGGAAUGGAGAAGAACAGACUCAGAAACAGACUCAAACUCAGAAACAGACUCAAACUCAGAAACAGACUCAGGGAAUUUAGUUCAUCUGUAUGAAGAUGGUGAGAGUCGAGCAGAGAAACAGCACAAGGAUUAUCACAAAAGAGCUCAUUUCUCAAUUAAGAAUAUUAAAGAUGGAAACUUCUGUCUCCGUCUGAAAAAACUGAGAGCUGGAGAUGAAGGGGUUUACAGAUGUAAAGUUUACAGGGACCAGGACUGUGUGUCUUCAACUGAUACAGAGUUAGAAUUGGGAUUGACUGUGCAACCUUCUUGUCACACACCUGUUCCUCUGGGAUCUUCAGUGGUUCUGCCCUGUUAUGAUGAUGAACCUUUAUUAAUGGAGGGUCUGAAGGUGGAAUGGAUAAAAAAGGACUUAGAAGAUCUGGUUCAUCUGUAUGAAGAUGGUGAGAGUCAAGCACAGGAACAGCACAAGGAUUAUCAUGAUAGAGCUCAUUUCUUUACUGAUCAGAUUCAACACAGAAACUUCUCCCUCCGUCUGGACAAUCUGAGAGCUGAAGAUGAAGGAGAAUAUACAUGUACAGUUAACAGUGGAUUAUCUCAGAAUCACAGGGAAAUUUCAACCGAGAUAAAUGUGGUACUGAAACUACUAGACACAGUGUUUCGUCUUCAGAUGUUUCUCGUCUUCUGUCCAAAUAUUCUGAUGUUUCUGUCUUUCCUCCUCUGGGGUUUUUCUGAAGGAUCUCUGUUUGAGUCGGUCUCUUGUUGUGCUCUUUAUUUUCUGAGGCCUCUCAUGUUGCUCUGGACGGCUCCAUAUACUGAUGAGUUCACAGGCAAAAUUAAAACAUGGGUUAACAUUUGGAGUUUUAGAACAGAAUAUAUUGUUUUCUCAGCUGUUUUUUACUCAGUUCUGUUUAAAUCUGCCUUGGACAAAAGUCUGAAUUUCACUGGAUUUGAAGGUGUCGUGAUUAUAGUCAUGUUUGUGAUUGUACUCCUGUUCAACCUCUUCUAUAUUAUUUACUCAUUGGUGAGAUUAAUUGGGAAUGUAAGUCAACGGAUCAUUACUAUAUUCAAUGUUCUGGCUGAUAUAAGCUUUGAUGUUCUGCCUUCACUACAAUUCAUCCUCCUGUUUUAUGCCUUUGGAUCUGGUAGAGGAGGAUUCAUCAUUGUUGCAGUUUUACCAGUGUUUCUCACAGUGACCAAUUACAAUUGGGACGCAGUAUGUGGUCAACAGAUGGGCUGUUCACCUUCGGUCAGGAGAUCAGUGUAUUUAACUCUCAUGUUAUUGGUCAAUGCUGUAUUGGUCUAUUUCUACAUCAUCACUCUGGAAAAUGAAAAGGAUGGUGUGGGAUGGAUCUGUGUGAUUGCGUUUCUUCAGUUACUCUGGGCAGUGGUGAACUUCACACGCUCACUUGAAUAUGAUCUUCCCCGUCUUGUUCCUGUGUAUGUGUUUGGAUCAGUCUGUGUUGUUGUACUGAACUCUGUUGCUCUGAUGACUGAACUGAUACUGAAAACAGUUAAUGGUGAAGGUGCAGUUGGAGAUCUGAGGAUCGUCGUCUUUUCCUCUGAAUUCAUCUUCACUUUAUUUCUGAUGGUUUUAAUGGCAUUUGAACCCUGGAUCACACCAUGUCUGGAGUCAUGUCAGAAGGCAAUAAAGUCUCGUCGAACUGCAGCUGCUGGAUCACAGAAUCAGGAAUCUCAGAAUGCAGCAGCUUCUGAUGAACCUCCAGCCGCUGGAUCAAACCAGAACCAGAACACAGAAUCACUGGAGAUGAAUCCUCUACUGAAUCAACAAAACCAAGAGACUCAGCUGGAUUCAGUGGUUUCACAAACAUGAUCAACAAUCAGACAAAAACACUCCUGAAACAGUGAUUUAAGAGUUUAGUCUCGUUCUUCAUUUGUUAUUGAGGAGGUUUUUUAUAAUGUAUGUUUUGUAAAUAUCUGUAAAUAUAUGCAGGAUGUUUAACUGUCACUGCACUUUGUAUUCAUAUAUUGUGAUUUGUUUUAUAAUAAUUCUAGCUGUAAACCAACUUCAACAGUAAACUGAGACUCUUCAAGAUCAGCAGAGAGAGAAAUCAGUGUUAUAAUUUGUGAGGUUUGGUCUCAGUUCAGGAUCAUGACGUCAGUAAAUGUUCAGUUCAGGGUCUCUUACACCCUUCAGAAACACUGAGACUGAAUAUUCACACCUUCAGAUGGAAGAUCAGAUCCUUCAUCAUGAUCGCAGCCGUUUGUAUUUCUACAAUGUUUGAAUUAUUAAAUAUUGCUUUAAGAUCAACGUUAGCUGCUGAUUCUGUCAUUAUCAGUCCGUUCAGACACUCAACAGCCACAAACACAAGUGAACUUCAGUAAAUCUCAAUCCAUCACCUCAACUAGACAUGAAGAUGAUAUUAAUGCUCAUAAUAAUACAGCUGAAAUCAUCCUGACAGAGCCGACAGCACCUGUACACACAACACAGACAUUAAUGCUCAUUAGACAGAUGAAAAACAAUCAUUUAAUACUGUAUGACAAGAUCGAUCAGAACAUCAUUUCUGGAGUUCAAACAUGAAAUACAGCAUUUGCCUUCCUGAAUGUCUUCAGUACAGCAGUCAGAAAACCAUCAGCAGAAGUCCAGAUCAUUCCCUAUGAGCAAAGAUUAAAGAGGAGGAACAACUGUUUCUCCUCAUGAAUAUGGUUCAGUCAUAUCAAAACUUGAUGGAGUUGUUGUUACCUUCCUUCCUCUAUAUCUGUCAUUUCUUCCUCCAAGUUUCCAGCCCAGAAUGAGUCCAAACACAGAAGCUCAUGAUCAGCCAUUCUCCUCCAUAAUACUGAGUCUGGGAAGCAGAUCAAGAAGUUAAUACAUUUAUAAUUCUUCUGUAAUUUCUAAAUUGCGAUCAAACAUGUUGGAUUCUUUAUAUAGAAGACAAAAUGAGAGAUUUUGCUAAAUGUCCAACUAUUGUUUGUAUUUAUAGUCUGUAUUGUUCUUCUUGUCUUUGUAUUGUGUAACAUUGUGCUUUAUUUCAUAUGUUGUAAAUGUAUGUAAAUAAUGUUUGUAAAUGGCAAUAAAACUAACUUUGACUGCU